This is a messenger RNA of Paramisgurnus dabryanus, 2427 nucleotides long. It is a transcript of the gene mlpha, whose product is annotated as melanophilin a. Gene Ontology annotation, molecular function: myosin binding; small GTPase binding; actin binding. Lineage: Eukaryota; Metazoa; Chordata; Actinopteri; Cypriniformes; Cobitidae. The record is from RefSeq and is a predicted model, not a curated record. Gene Ontology annotation, biological process: intracellular protein transport. Gene Ontology annotation, cellular component: cortical actin cytoskeleton.
AAGCAUAGAAAGGGUGGUGUUUUUCUCUCUCUCUUUCCCCCUUUUUGUAUAACUGGACAUGUGAUUUAAGAUUGCCAUACCUCUGACUUUUCUCACAGUAUCUGCCUCAUUCUGAGGGACUUGGCAAGAGCACAUGCAAGCUUGCAAGCAAGGAGGAAUCCAAGCAUGGACAAGAAAUUGGACCUGUCUAGACUAUCAGAAGAGGAGGCCAAGCACGUAUGGGAGGUCAUUCAGAGAGAUGUUGUCCUUAGGAAAAAAGAGGAAGAGAGGCUCGGUGAGCUCAAAUCCAAGAUAGAGAAAGAGGAAACCAAGAGGGAACUUCUAUCAUCUCAGUCAAACCUGGUGAACACUCACUGUAUCCGCUGUCUGCAGCCCUUUAAGUUCCUGGUGAACAGCAAACGCCAGUGCGUAGACUGUAAACUCUACACCUGCAAGACCUGCAGCCGCUAUAACAAGAAAGAACGCGGCUGGGUAUGCGACCCCUGCCGCAUGGCCAGGGUCCUUAAAAUUGGAUCUUUGGGAUGGUACCAUGACAACGUGCGCUCUCGCUUUAAGCGUUUCGGCAGUGCUAAGGUGAUGAGGUCAUUGUACAAGAGAUUAAAUGGAGAGGGGCACCGUGAUGAUGACACACAGAGCAUGCCUGAUGUCCGCAAUGUGUAUAAUGGUCAUGAUGAUGAACAUAUUGAUGCGAGUGAAGCUCAACGUUAUAAACAGAUCCGAAAGACCAAGCGUCUACUCUCUGUGCACCACAUGGAUCUCGACAUGGACGACUAUGCUCCUAACUCACGCAGACAGUCUGUCCAGUACAUCCAGGAGGAUAGAGGAGAUCAGAGGAAUGAUGUAGAAUACAACACUGAUAUGCACCAUCUCCAUCUUCAGCGUAUGAACCGCAGAAAGAGCCUCGACAGGUUUUUGCGGCCAGAUGAUGGCCUGUACUCUGAAAACAGAAUUGUACGUGCUCGCUCUCUUUCUAAAAUCAACUCCUCCCUGCUACCACGUCAGCCCUACCUGGACACUUCAGAUGAGGAGGACAUAUUCCGUUACCCCGUCUACCAGCUGCCCCCACGCCGCCGCAGUCGGGCAUCAUCUCAAGAAAACAUUCAUCACGGAGCACCACCGAUCAAUGAGCUGAGCAAAAGAAUGUCUGCCAUUGAGAGUCUCUUGAAUCGACUGGAAGAAAAAAUGACUUUGCCUACUGAACGGUCUGUCCAGCCCUCAGCAAUGCAACUGGAGGAGGAGAAGCUCAAGAAAAAGCUAGACGAGCUAAUGAGUGACAGGGCACUUUCCUCUGAUGAGGAUGUGCCAAAGAAAACUCCUCAGUCGAAAGGAUCCAUUGUGAGAAAUGCCUCACAUGGAGACCAGGCACCAAUGGCUCUUGGCCCUCAAGAACCCAUGAGCUCCUCCAGUGAUGAGAUGCUUACCGAAGAACAAAAGAGAUCCUCUGCGGCGGCCCUUUGUGACAUCACAACCGAGAUACUAAGAACUAUUAAUGCCACUGAAAACGCUAUGAAUGAAUUGGCCCCAUCAAACGCUAAUGACAGACUUCAGUUAGAGGGCACAGAUGUUAAGCAGGCUGAUGAUGCUUACAGAGACAUUGAGGAAAAUGUAUAUAUAACUUCGGGGAAGUCCUUCGAUAUGGCAAGGAAGUUGCAAAUGAUUGAGCAGAAUGCUAAGAAUCACUACUUUGGCCCGCUAACUGAUUCUGAACUCUCUGGACUGGAGGACCAAGUUGCUUUGGCAGCUGCCAAAGUUCAAAGCACAGAGAGUGAGGUCUCUGACAUUGAGAACAAGAUAGCCGCUCUUAGUGUUAAAGGACUGUCAAUUGAUAGAGCCAAGAAAAAGGCACUGAGUUUCCAACAAAAAAGGAAGUUUUCCCAAGACAUUCCUUCAAACAGAGUGCAUUUUUAAGCAGGAUGGCACUUUAACUUUCUGUUGCUAUGCAUUGAAUAGCAUUUUAUUUAUCCAUGCAUUUGCUGCUUUAUUCAUACAGGAAUAUAAAUUUAGUCCAGAACAUACAUACCAGAACAUACUUACCUGCUGGUACUGAGUUGUAUGACUGUUUUGCCUUCUGAUCUGCCUUGUCCAUAUUUUGAUAAUAACACCACAGAUGUGGAACAGUUGGUUGGCUGCUGUUUCACCCCAUUCCAAAUGUGGUAUAUGGGAUAGAUAUUUGGUGACAUGUCCAUGUUGUUAAUGCCAAAUUCUGAAAUCUAAAUGUCAUAGUGGAACCAGGCAAUGUAUUCAGUGUUUUGUGUGUGACCAGCAGACCCCCUUGGUUUAAGUAUUUCAACUAUGCCAUGUUCAAAUGAACCUAAAUCAUAUUUUUUCCUAUGAUGCUUUGAACAUCAGCAAAUACCAUGUUUACAUGAUUGAUAUGAUUCCAUAAGACAGACAUAUAUUUCUGUUAAUAAACAAUUAAACAAGUUA